CUUCGCCCUUUGUUAUCGCAACCCCCAUUUUUUGGCCCAACACAAUGUUUAAAGCGACGUCUCCUCUUCUUUCCGGUCUUCUUUGGAAAAUUCCAUGGCGUAUCUCGGCGCCUCAGAAAGCCCGCCAAAGGAAGCGCCUUCGCUCCGUUGAUACCGUGGUGGACACCAUCAGCGCGGCCCUGGCACGGAACGGACUGAAGGCACGCUCUGUCGAUCGAUGGUAUCGGGAAAUGCCACGCGAGGAGGAAAUGCUGCCCAAAGAUAAAUACACCCUCUUCGAUAAGAAGGAGAAGACAUACCGCAAAGGAAUCCACAAGCUACCGAAAUGGACACGAGUCAGCCAGCGUGUGAACCCUCCCGGUUUCUAAACGGCCGUUCAGGGAACAUACCUCGAAGCGAUUCGAUGCAAACACCGCUACAAGGCUUUUUGGGACCGAACCCUACGAGUAAAUACUGGGAUUCAUAUUGUACGAUACACCACAGCGCUUAUUGGCCAUACUUUCUUGUGGAGGAGUGUCUUAAACUAGAAAACGGAUACAUGAGGGAUUAUCGGAGUUUUGGCAACUGGGCAAAUCGCACCAUGACUGUACUGAAUUUUCCUUUUUUUCUUUAAAUCAUAGUUAUGUUUA
Molecule: messenger RNA, 629 nt
Organism: Aspergillus alliaceus
Lineage: Eukaryota; Fungi; Ascomycota; Eurotiomycetes; Eurotiales; Aspergillaceae
Product: mitochondrial 54S ribosomal protein mL60
Exons: 3
Coding region: 45-368 (107 amino acids)
Cellular component (GO): mitochondrial large ribosomal subunit
Molecular function (GO): structural constituent of ribosome
Source: RefSeq, a predicted model, not a curated record